Molecule: messenger RNA, 294 nt
Organism: Schizosaccharomyces osmophilus
Lineage: Eukaryota; Fungi; Ascomycota; Schizosaccharomycetes; Schizosaccharomycetales; Schizosaccharomycetaceae
Gene: fmc1
Product: mitochondrial complex assembly factor, LYR family Fmc1
Exons: 2
Coding region: 1-294 (97 amino acids)
Biological process (GO): mitochondrial proton-transporting ATP synthase complex assembly
Cellular component (GO): mitochondrial matrix
Source: RefSeq, a predicted model, not a curated record
AUGAAGCAAGCUACUACGAUUUAUAGAAGCAUUAUUCGAGAAAUGCGCCAAAUGAAUGGCAUCUAUAGGUCUUCAAAAGGGGUUACUCCUGCUCAAAAAACGGCGAUUGAAUCCGUAAAAGCAUGGUUUCGUAACGGCUCUUCAAAUGACCUGAACAAGUCCAAAGAGCUGCUUUCCUUAAUUAGUUCUGGGAAUAAGCACGAAUUAUUAUUUCAGCAAUAUCAUCCAAUGGUUGGUAUGAGUGAGUUAGAUAAAGCCAAAUUAGCUGCCAACAGAGUGGGUCUUCAGUUCUAA